AUGGAGCUUAUGCAAUGUUUUGAGCGUGGGUGCAAGAACGAGGUUGUAUACUUGUGCCCAUGCACCUCUCCUGAAACUCUAUCCUGCGUACAGCAUAUUGGGGAGCAUGUGAUUCUUCCUAAUAUAGCUCAUGUUCCCAACUUGAUUUUUGUAGAGCCAUGCAAAGUGACAAAAGAAGAAAUUCUUAAGUUUCUUAAAAGAAAAAACUCAAAAAAUAGCAAGCUGAAGGUGUAG
Messenger RNA from Blepharisma stoltei, 234 nucleotides. NCBI's taxonomy places the organism in Eukaryota, Ciliophora, Heterotrichea, Heterotrichida, Blepharismidae. The record is from the annotation of a GenBank genome assembly.